AUGGGCAAUCUUUUACCUUUCGUGAUCUACUGGGGCAUAGCUGCUGCAGCGGAUUGCACCAGGAACGAUGUUGUUCGAUGGGGUCCGUUUGAACACAACCCAGACAGAAACCUUCCAACGAGUGUCGGCCAGACGGAAUCUUACGCUUGGGACAAUAACUGGAUUACCAUCGAGAUGCUAUCAACAAAGGUUGCCGUAAACCCUUAUCACGAGGCUCCAAAAGACUACACCACCCUGAACAUUGUCAAUCAUGGUUCGUUGAACCUUCGGGUCCGCAUUGAGACAGGACAUGGCGAGCCGUGGGAGUAUUUUCUGCCUUCUAACGUCAACUGCGAUGUUGGUGACUAUUUUAUACAUGCGGAUGCGCCUUACCAGCCUAUAUCAGACUCGGCCCUGUCAGCUGCCGUUGAUGAUGAGCACGCUAGUAUCGGGUUCAGUCGAUUUGCGGCCUUCGACAAGGCCCUCUACCAUUGUAGUAAGCCCGGCAAGGUCAUUAUCAGGCUGUCAGGCAUCUCUAUUCCCCUGGUCAUACUUGCCUCUGCCCUUAAUCAGGGCAUUACCUUAAACAUCUUCGUCACCAUGGCCAGCUCGACGUUCAGGCAGCACAGCUCACUCGCCGCCGUUAACACUGCCAGCCAGAUCAUCCAUCCCAUCAACAAGCCCUUCAUCGGCAAGCUCGUCGACAUCCCCUCCCGCUGA
Colletotrichum orchidophilum is the source of this 699-nucleotide messenger RNA. RefSeq lists its product as uncharacterized. The record is from RefSeq and is a predicted model, not a curated record. Lineage: Eukaryota; Fungi; Ascomycota; Sordariomycetes; Glomerellales; Glomerellaceae. The coding region runs from base 1 to 699 and encodes 232 amino acids. The transcript has 2 exons.